AAGCGACCGUUUGAAGGAGGAAGACUUGUUUAAACACCUGCAAGACCUGAAGCGGCCCAGCAACGCCAUGAAAAAACUGAAAUGUAUCGGCGGGACGCUGAAGCUGGACAUUGCGCCAUGUCCGGACGAGGUCAAGCACUGUCUGACACCAGAGCUGGCCAAACUGCGACCGUACCCGGAUGACAAGGCGCGGCCCUGCAAAGAACUGCUCGAGUUCCCCCCUGAGGAAGUGUACGAGCCGCACUACUUGUACAGAAACCUCUUGUUCGUCUCGCCCAAGACGGUCAACUUUGUCAACUAUCCCAACAAGCCUGGCAUUUCGGCCCGCAACAUCACUGUGCGCGUCCAGUUUCUGAACGGCGAGGGCAAGGAGUCGGCGCUGCCGGUCAUCUUUGGCCGCUCCUCGAUGCCGGAGCUCGUCAGUGAGGCCUACACCGCCAUCAGCUACCACUCAAA
Molecule: messenger RNA, 456 nt
Organism: Amphibalanus amphitrite
Lineage: Eukaryota; Metazoa; Arthropoda; Thecostraca; Balanomorpha; Balanidae
Product: dedicator of cytokinesis protein 8-like
Exons: 3
Biological process (GO): positive regulation of GTPase activity; small GTPase-mediated signal transduction
Molecular function (GO): guanyl-nucleotide exchange factor activity
Source: RefSeq, a predicted model, not a curated record